Messenger RNA from Acanthoscelides obtectus, 314 nucleotides. The record is from the annotation of a GenBank genome assembly. Lineage: Eukaryota; Metazoa; Arthropoda; Insecta; Coleoptera; Chrysomelidae.
AGACGAUUUCGCUGUUGAGUUUUAAUCAAAACUAGAGCAGAAAAGCCUGUCUCACACAAAUAAGUUGAAGAAAAAGGAGCUAGUAUUCGUAAAGCAAAAGAGGCAAGUGUCGAAUUAACAGGCAAUCUUUUGAUCCAAAAUUUCUCCAAUGUUUAAAGAUGGAAGUCAUCUUUCACGGACGAAUCAGCCUUCAUUUCUAAAAAUUCUUCCUGAACUUCUUCUGGGAUUGCUUAUCAUGUACCAUAUUGAUAACUCUGAAUUAAUGUCUCGAUAGUAUCGGCGCUUGCAAAUCAGUUUUUAUGUCAGCUUUUAAA